AUGGUUCCAAAACGCUCUCGAGAUGCUGAGAAUGCAUCCAAAGAAUCACGCACAGAUAACAUCAUGAAGAAGCGCAAAGGUUUCAGCGUAGGCCCAGCCAAUCUUCCCGAUGGCACCUACAGACGCAAGACCCAAAAAAUCAAAUCCGAUCUCAUCCAAAAAGCCAAAGUGAAAAAGGCAUACGCCAAAAUUAAAGCCCAAGAACUUGCUGCGGGAACACCCAAGUCGGUUUACGCCACAGCCGAUGAGAAACAAACACAAGAAACUCAAGAACCUGCUUCGACGGAAUUUCACCCGGAUCGCGUCGCCAUGUUGAAUGAACCGGAGCCUGAGCCUGAGCCUGAGCGCGCUCCUAGACCUGAGCGACGUCCGCGCAGGGAGGGUGGGCCGAGGGAGCGGAGACCUAAGCCCUCGGCUUUUACGAAGGAGAUGGAAUUUGCGGAGCAGCGUAGGAAGGCUGCUGAGGCACGGGAGAAGGAGCGACAGGCGAAGCAAAAGGAACGUGAGGAUAUGCUACGUGCUAAGCGCCCCGAUCAGUUUGGCAAGCGGAGAUUAGGAAGAGAGAGCAAGGUCUUGCUUGAUCGGGUUCAACGUAUUGUUGGGAGUUCGUAG
Molecule: messenger RNA, 612 nt
Organism: Penicillium malachiteum
Lineage: Eukaryota; Fungi; Ascomycota; Eurotiomycetes; Eurotiales; Aspergillaceae
Exons: 2
Coding region: 1-612 (203 amino acids)
Source: RefSeq, a predicted model, not a curated record